AUGUCGGCUACCACCCCCCGCUUCUGGUCCACGCCCCUCAAGUACUGCCGCUGGGCAGCCCGGGAGCGCCCAGCUCUCUUUUUCUCCGUCGUUAUUGGUGCCCUGGGCCCCGUCACUUUGGCCACUGUCCCUCCUCUGCGCCGGUUGAUUGGCGACGUGGAUGCUGCCCCUAUCCCACUCACCUAUCCCAUUCCUCCUGGCCCGCGUAAGCAGCUGAAAGGGUAUGAUGACGAUACAGAAGACAAUUAA
This is a messenger RNA of Thermochaetoides thermophila DSM 1495, 249 nucleotides long. RefSeq lists its product as uncharacterized. The transcript is spliced from 2 exons. The record is from RefSeq and is a predicted model, not a curated record. The coding region runs from base 1 to 249 and encodes 82 amino acids. Lineage: Eukaryota; Fungi; Ascomycota; Sordariomycetes; Sordariales; Chaetomiaceae.